This is a messenger RNA of Monoraphidium neglectum, 1827 nucleotides long. Its product is annotated as calcium/calmodulin-dependent protein kinase. The record is from RefSeq and is a predicted model, not a curated record. NCBI's taxonomy places the organism in Eukaryota, Viridiplantae, Chlorophyta, Chlorophyceae, Sphaeropleales, Selenastraceae. The coding region runs from base 1 to 1827 and encodes 608 amino acids. Gene Ontology annotation, cellular component: cytoplasm. The transcript is spliced from 9 exons. Gene Ontology annotation, biological process: protein phosphorylation; intracellular signal transduction. Gene Ontology annotation, molecular function: protein serine/threonine kinase activity; ATP binding.
AUGCAGUCCCAAACCGUCCUGGUCGUGCCGUCCAGCAAGGAGACGCCAGGCGCCGGCCCCGCGGACGGCGCGCGCCCCGCGCGCACAAAGCGGCCGGUGCAGCGCGGCGCCAGCGGGCUGCGCGCGUCGCUGGCGGGCGACACCGCCACCACAGAGUCGACGGUCACCACCUGCACGGGCGCCUGCUCCAGCGCCAACGCGUCGCCGCGGCGCAGGUCACCCAGCAGCAACUUGGACGACGUCCUCACAGCCGGCCUCAGCAGCGCCGGCGGCGCCCCCGCGGCUGCGCCCCGCGCCGGCUCGCCCAGCAUGACCGGCGGCUGCGGCGGCGGCAACGGCACUGACGGCGGCGGCACUGGCGCCAGCAACGGCGGUGGCGGCGGCGGCGGCAUCCUGCACGCCUCGGGGUCAGUCGUGAGCGGCGACCAAGAGAGCGUCCUUGGCUGGCGGCGCCGCGCGACGGGCAGCUUCUCGAUGGACGGCACCAGCGACGCCGGCACGACGAGCACCGCGGCGGCGGGCGCGCGCGCGGCCCUCGACAGCCGGCGCAACAUGACCCUGCAGCAGCUGCAGCGGGCGAUAAAGAGCAUCAUGCUGACGGAUGGAGAAAUGUAUGCGAAGUUGCAGGCCGGGCUGCAGGGCAUCGGCAGCCUGGCGCGCGAGACGACGCGGCUCACGGUCAACCGAGAUUUGACCGGCGCGACGUGCAUCAAUCAGUACGUGGUGGUGAAGACGCUGGGGCGCGGAAGCUACGGGAAGGUCAAACUGUGUUUGAAUACGGUGGACGGACAGCUCUAUGCGAUCAAGCGCCCCAAGGCUGCCCUCCGGAAGGGCUCCCGCCGCAGCCUCUCCGAGACAACUGCCGGCGGCGGCAGCGGCGGCCUCCUGUCGCGCAGCGCCAGCUGCUCGGGCGCGCCGGGCGGCGGCGGCGGCGGCUCUGGCGGCGGGGGGCUGAUCGGGGAGCAGGCGGCCGCAGUGGACGAGGUUUCGAGGGAGAUUGCCAUUUUAAAGAAGAUGGAUCAUCCCAAUGUCGUCAAGCUGCUCGAGGUGAUCGACCCCCCGGGCAGCCAGUACAUGAUGUUAGUCAUGGAGUACCUCGAAAAGGGCCCCGUGCUCGUCACGCGCGACCAGGCCGGCUUCGAGUGCCUCCCAGAGGAGGUUGCUGCUGACUACUUCCGCCAGGCCCUCAAGGGUCUGGAGUACCUCCACUACCACAGGGUGGUGCACGGAGACAUCAAGCCGGAGAACCUGCUCGUCAGCGCUAAUGGGGAACUGAAGAUCUCCGAUUUCGGAUGCAGCCGCAUUGCGGACGGCAGGACCGCGCAGCAGCGGCUCAGCGGGACCCCCGCGUUCACCGCGCCGGAGCUUGUCGGGGGCGCCGGCGGCGCCGGCGGCGCGGACCCGUUCGCGGCGGAUGUCUGGGCGAUGGGGGCGUGCCUGUACUGCUUCAUCUACGGGCAGCUGCCGUUCCAGGGCGGCAGCGUGCUGGACAUCUUCAAGGCCAUCACCACAGAGCCGCUGGAGCUGCCGCGGGACGUCCUCAUCAGCGGCGACCUGCGCCACCUGCUGCACCGCCUGUUUGACAAGGACCCGGCCACGCGCAUCACGGUCCCCGAGAUCAUGGCUCACCCCUGGGUGACCGACGGCGGGCAGCUGCACCUCUCCCGGCCUGAGGGUGUGGAGGGCGGCGCGUACGGCGCGAUAGAGGUGACGGACCAGGAGCGGCGCGGCGCCAUCGACAGGGCGAGCCUGGUGUCCAUGAUCAGGGCGCGGCUCAAGGAGAAGACGUUCAGGAGCAACGAGUAUUUGUUCAAGCAGGUAAGCUGA